Messenger RNA from Penicillium hordei, 477 nucleotides. Its product is annotated as Rdx family protein. NCBI's taxonomy places the organism in Eukaryota, Fungi, Ascomycota, Eurotiomycetes, Eurotiales, Aspergillaceae. The transcript is spliced from 3 exons. Bases 1 to 477 code for a protein of 158 amino acids. The record is from RefSeq and is a predicted model, not a curated record.
AUGGCUGAAUCUACAUCGACAUCGAAACCAUUAGACUCAAACAACGAUAAUGGCGACAAAAUCGCACCAGUAAACGUCCAUCUCCCCCGCAUCUCAAUCCAGUUCUGCACACAGUGUCGGUGGAUGCUACGCGCCGCAUACUUUGCCCAGGAACUCCUCUCAACAUUUGGCACAGACCUUGGUGAAGUAGCCCUCGUCCCGAAAACCGGCGGAGUCUUCAGGGUGACAAUAUGGCAUGGUACGAUGAUUGAUGGGGUGAUCACGACGCAGGAGAGUAUUCUCUGGGAUCGGAAGAGAGAUGGGGGAUUCCCUGAAGUCAAGGCGCUCAAGUCUCUCGUGCGGAAUGUUAUUGCUCCUAAUAGGGAUCUAGGACAUACGGAUCGGGCGUUGAAGAAGGAACACGGUGAGCAGAAGGAGGUAAAGAAAGAGGAGAAGGAGGAGAGUAAGGAUAAGGCGGCCUGUGAGGAUUGUCAGUAG